Messenger RNA from Paramecium primaurelia, 1116 nucleotides. The record is from the annotation of a GenBank genome assembly. NCBI's taxonomy places the organism in Eukaryota, Ciliophora, Oligohymenophorea, Peniculida, Parameciidae.
AUGCUAAGAGUCUUGGGCAAUAUGUCCAUGGAAUUAAGGUAGGCACUUGGAAUAUAUUCUUUGGAAACUAAUUUGUGUAUAAAUUAAUUUAAAUUAAGUGGCAAAGGUGCUUAUAAUGAAGAGGGAAAAAAGUAUGGGGAUUGGAUUAAAUUAUCCAAUUAUUCUUAAUUUGAUAAAAGGAAUUUGAAUGGCAAUCCUAUAUUACAUAAAUUAGUUACUUUUGUUGGAGAAUAUACUAAUGGUAAAAAGUCAGGAUAGUGGUAAAUCAAAUAAGGAAAUAUAAUAAUGUAAAUUUUAAAAUAAAUUUAUAAGUGGAGGUGGUUUAUACGAUGAUAUGGGUUAUAAAAAUGGAAAAUGGAAAGAAUUAAGCAACUUUAAAUUGUAUUAUAAUAUAUAAUCAAAUAAGACCAUUUUUUGUAAUUUAAAUAGGAGAAUAUAACAAAGGAUUUAAAUAAGGUAGAUGGGAAAUCUUAUUAAACAAAAAUUAAGGUUUAGAAAAAAUGUACAUAAUUAUUUCACCUAAUAUUUAGUGGUGGGGGUAUAUAUGAUACUUAAGGGAUGAAACAUGGAAAAUGGAUUUCUUUACAUGAUAAUUUUAAUCAGUAUAAAAAAUCAGUAUUUUAGUAAUUGUAAAGUCUUAGAUAUUGGAUAAUAUGAUCAUGGAAUUAAAUAAGGGAGAUGGGAUAUAAAGACUAUUAAAUACUAUGAGCAUGAUGUUCUCACAUAUUACUUUUGGCCUAAAGAUACAUUUUACAUAAUGUCUUAUUUUAUUUAAUAGUAUAUUAGAGCUGGCGGUAAUUACUAAAAUGGAGAAAAAAAUGGAAAAUGGAUUGACUUAGAUGAAAAUUAUAAUUAUCAUAAUCAAAUAUUAUAUGAAGGAGAAUUUUACAAAGAUUUAAAAUAAGGAAAAUGGGAUAUGAUGAAGCAUCAUAAUUCAUUUAUAAACAGAAUGUAAUUUAAUUUAACAUAAAUAGAGGUGGUGGUUAAUAUAAUUAAGAUGGAUUAAAACAUCUGAAGUGGAUUGAAUUGGAUAAAAAUAGAUAAAAGAAACUAAUACUUGUUGAAUACUAAAAUGGAAUUAAAAUAUGUAUUGAAAGCAUGUAAACAGUCAUUUGA